This is a messenger RNA of Electrophorus electricus (electric eel), 447 nucleotides long. Its product is annotated as hemoglobin subunit beta-like. Gene Ontology annotation, cellular component: haptoglobin-hemoglobin complex; blood microparticle; hemoglobin complex. Gene Ontology annotation, biological process: hydrogen peroxide catabolic process; oxygen transport. The record is from RefSeq and is a predicted model, not a curated record. NCBI's taxonomy places the organism in Eukaryota, Metazoa, Chordata, Actinopteri, Gymnotiformes, Gymnotidae. Gene Ontology annotation, molecular function: heme binding; oxygen carrier activity; haptoglobin binding.
AUCAAUAUGGUUGCGUGGACAGACGCGGAACGCAAGGCCAUCCAGGACAUCUGGGGAAAACUGAAGCCAGCGGCCGGGCAGAAAGCUUUAAUAAGAUGCCUUAUUGUGUAUCCUUGGACUCAGAGGUAUUUCAGUAGCUUCGGAAGCCUUAGUGACGCUGCGGCCAUUAAGAGCAAUAAGAAGGUGGCAGCUCACGGUGAGGUCGUGCUGAAAGGUCUUGGUCUGGCCGUGAAAAACAUGGAUAAUAUCAAGGCCACCUACGCGCCGCUGAGUGUGUUGCACUCUGAGAAACUUCACGUGGAUCCAGACAACUUCCGGCUCCUCGGUGAUUGUUUUACCAUCGUCGUGGCUGCCCAUCUUGGUCGCGCUUUCACUGCGGACAUCCAAGCCGCGUGGCAGAAGUUUGUCGCGGUCGUCAUCGCCGCGCUGGCAAAGCAGUACCACUAA